AACGAAAGCAAAGAAAAAAAAAAAAUCUUACCACACGGUCUACUAUAAUUAGCGACUUCUCUUUUCUUUUUAUCAUGGCUUCUAUUUUUUCCACUUAUUUCAAGGCUGGAAUGUGCAUAACAUGGGCCAGGGAGCGGCAUACGGAGUUUUUCUUUUCUGGGGUUACAACGGAUGGGAUUCACAUAUGACAACGUCGCUUCACUUUUUCUUCUUCUUUCCUUUGUCAUACCUUUUCGCUAGAGAGGCAAAUUAUUCUCUCUACUAUUCUUAUCUAUGGAGCUGGCCGGAAAACAGCGGCAGGGCUUUCGUUUUGUUACUUUAUGUUGGAUUUAUAUAUUUAAAUAGACGGGGGAAGGGAGAACUAUUCCACUCGGUCAGUGGCUCAGCAGACAAGAAAUGCCAAAACUUUUCCAUGAACUUUAUCUCCAGUUUAACGUGUUCAUUGUGAUUGUGUGUCAUGUAUAAGAUUGCAGAAGCUCAUCGAGCAUAGUACUGAGAUUCAAAUGGCAUCAUGGAGGCAUCGCCAAUUAGUCUUAUUAGGAG
Messenger RNA from Trichoderma asperellum CBS 433.97, 543 nucleotides. The record is from RefSeq and is a predicted model, not a curated record. NCBI's taxonomy places the organism in Eukaryota, Fungi, Ascomycota, Sordariomycetes, Hypocreales, Hypocreaceae.